AUGCCCUCCACCAGCAUCAUCCACUUCGCAGGAAAGCUGCUAGCUCUGUAUGAGGGAGGCCUGCCCUUCCUCCUGGACCCUCUCUCCCUGCACACGCUCGGCAACUUCUCCUUCCCCGUCCUGCCACUGCCCUUCUUCUCCGCCCACCCCAAGCUCGACCCCGCCACUGGAGAGCUGUACAACUUUGGCUGUCUGCUGUUCGGCAUGCAGCCAUUCGCACUCACAGCGGACGGGCAGCACACACGCAUGGGCGCCCUCCAGGGCUGGCCUGAGGUCACUCUCGUGCACGACUGUGCCAUGUCGUCUCGCUUCCUCAUCUUCACCUUCCCCCCCUACGCGGCCUCUGCUGGGGAUCUUGUUCUGGUGCGCUCUUCUUGCCCUCCCGUCUCCUCCCGUCUCCUCCCUUCUCCUCACUUGCUCUCCGUGGCUGUCGUGAGCGACUGUGCCAUGUUGCCACUCUUCCCCACCUUCACCUUUCCCCAGUACGCCGCCUCUUUUGGGGAUGUCUCUCUUGUCUUCCCUUGUCAUCCAAGCACCCCCUUCCCUUCUCUUACCCUCUGCUGCAUCCAUUCUCGUUCGUCCUCUUACACACCCCCCUUUAAUUGGUCCCUUACAUGCUGGCGAUGGCAGCAGUCGUUAGGCAACAGGUUCUCGUACGACGAGUCAAAGCCCACAAGGGUGGUGGUGGUGGGCAAGGAGAGCCUGUCAGUGGAGGUGCAGCUGGAUGUAUGGCCACCCUUCUCCAACUACCACUUCUGUAACGCCUAUGAGGAGGGCGAUCGAUUGCAUGUGCUGCUGACAGUGCUGCCAUGUUACCUCUCUCCCACUGCCCAUCUCUUAUUGCUCGUCCCCCACCAGGAUGGUCCACGGAAUGCGUUGGAGGGAGUAUUCGACAUGUACGGGGUGACAUGGCAGCGCAGCCAUCAGUCGUCCGUGUGGAGGCUCGUCUUUGACACCACCACAUGGGACCUCCUCUCCCGCCACCGAGCCAUGCCUUCCAGGCCUGGCACGGGAGGCCCGGUGGUAGGCAUGGAGUUUGCCGUGGUGAACCCUGCAUAUGUAAGCAGGAAGAGCAGGUAUCUGUACGUGCUAGGGUCCAUGCCUGAGAGGGAGAGGGAGGAGUGGUGGAGAAAUUGCGGGUUGAGGGGUGCCAUGUGGUAUGGAGGCCAGGAGGUGCAGGCAGAGGAGGUUGUGGAUGGGGAGGAGGGAGAGGGAGAGGAGGGAGACGAGAGGGAGGAGAGAGAGAGUGAGGGGGGUGAGGGCGGGAAGGGGAUGGCUGAGUAUGGGUACUUGAACUGUAUUCAGAAGUAUGAUCUGCAGACAAGGCAAGUGACCACUCACGUCACGCCACCUGGCUGCUAUGUCAACGAGUGCAGCUUCAUUCCGAACAGUGGCACUGAUAACGAGGACGCCAGUAAGGAGGACGAGGGGUAUCUGGCGGCGUUUGUGUAUGAUGCAGCGCGGCACAGGUCCCAUGUGGUGGUGGUUGAUGCGAGGGAUGUGGCUGCUCCCCCGGUGGCCGUGGUUCAUCUGCAGUCACAUGUGCCGUAUCACUUUCACGGCACGUGGGCGGCCAAGGCCGCCGUGCAUUAG
Molecule: messenger RNA, 1593 nt
Organism: Closterium sp. Naga37s-1
Lineage: Eukaryota; Viridiplantae; Streptophyta; Zygnematophyceae; Desmidiales; Closteriaceae
Source: the annotation of a GenBank genome assembly